This is a messenger RNA of Xylaria bambusicola, 1224 nucleotides long. Its product is annotated as DnaJ domain-containing protein. The transcript has 3 exons. NCBI's taxonomy places the organism in Eukaryota, Fungi, Ascomycota, Sordariomycetes, Xylariales, Xylariaceae. Gene Ontology annotation, cellular component: mitochondrion. Gene Ontology annotation, molecular function: protein kinase binding. Gene Ontology annotation, biological process: negative regulation of apoptotic process; mitochondrion organization. The coding region runs from base 272 to 922 and encodes 216 amino acids. The record is from RefSeq and is a predicted model, not a curated record.
GCACAUGCUAUGUCUCAGAAGGAUUUUCCCCCCCAAGCUGAACACUGACCUACGCCCUUCUUAAUAGGGAUGAGUGAUUGUUUGGCUAUUGACCUAUGAACAUUUAGUACUUCCUCAUUGAACUUGGCUAUACCUAGUAGAGAUGACCCAGUGCUACAUUCUCGGUUACGACUUGUCCAUGCUGCAAUCAAGCCACCAGAAGAUGGCUAUGCACCGCUCAGACUAAAUACACCACGAGGCAUACCCAAGCAGAAUCACCAAGCAAGAAAAAAUGGAGUCUGACAUAGUUUUCGAUGACUAUUACGCGAUAUUGGGCGUGACUGCGACCGCAGAUGAUCGAGAAAUCCGAACGGCAUACUAUAGACUAGCAAGACACACACACCCAGAUAAAAACUCCAGGCCAGAUGGGAAAGAACAGUUCCAAAAGCUUCAAGCGGCGUACGAGACACUCAGCGACUCCACCAAACGGAAAAUAUACGAUACUGUACGACCAGGCAGCGAAGAGGGACGGUUGCGAUUACGUAUGCUAGAGGAAAUGUAUGCUAAGAUGUCUACCAAGGAUAAUGAGGUCUUGGAAGCGAGGCAGAAGUUGAGCAAUCUAGAAGCUGAGAUUGCUCAGCUCGAAGAAGAAGAGAAACGCCGACGACGCGACUAUGAGGCUACUCUCUCUUCCAAGAAGUCCAGAAAGGCGUUCCUUGCUAUGGAGCUGUGUAUUUGUGAACUUGUUGUCGCCGUCAUGGUGAUGACGAUAGAGUGUCUCAAAAAUCCUCAGAAGAUGGAGGAGGAAUUGAGACGACAGGAGGGGGCUGCGCGACAAGAAAAAGAGGAGGAAACUACGCAACAACAAGAGGAACAGAAUGAAAAUGGAGAAGAUGAACAGCUACCAGGAGUAAGACACGUCGGAACGCAAACGGAGAUGUAAAGGGCUAGAGCAAGAACAACUGAACCAUGUCAAAGAUGUGCUCUGGACGCGGCUAGGAAGCUCCCUGAAGAGUAAGAACGGCCAUGCAAGCAAUUGUCAUUGGGCCCCCAGGAGCUGAUCAAGAAGUUGCUGAAUACUUAUCUCAAGAGAAAUUUACAGGGUAUUGAACGCUGAGAUAAAGUAAUGUUGUGGAGGUGAUGGGCUGGGACUUUGCUAGUCUUUCUGGUGAUGACUUAGGUCUACGAACCAAGCUUUAUGCAAUAAUCAUUAUCAAGACAGCACCCAAUGGGCGCAGUUCUCAC